AUGGACGGAACCAACGAUAGCACUCAAGGAAAUUUCAUCCUUUUAGGAUUUUCUGACCACCCCCAUCUGGAGAGGAUCCUCUUUGUGGUCAUCUUGACUGCAUAUCUCCUGACCAUUGUGGGAAAUACCACCAUCAUCCUGGUCUCCCGGCUGGACCACCAGCUCCAGAGCCCUAUGUACUUCUUCCUCACCCACCUCUCCUUCCUGGACCUCAGCUUCACCAGCAGUUCAAUCCCUCAGCUGCUCUAUAACCUGAGUGGACAUGACAAAACCAUCAGCUACACAGGCUGUGCCAUCCAGCUCUUUCUGUUUCUGGGUCUGGGUGGCGUGGAGUGCCUGCUCCUGGCUGUCAUGGCCUAUGACCGGUUUGUUGCAGUCUGCAACCCCCUGCACUACCUGGUGAUCAUGAAUCCUCGCCUUUGCAUGGGAUUAGUGUUGGUGGCCUGGGGUGGUGGGGUGGCCAACUCCCUGGCUAUGUCCCCAGUUACCCUGAAUUUACCACGCUGCGGGCGCCACAGUGUGGACCACUUCUUAUGUGAGAUGCCUGCCUUGAUCCGGAUGGCCUGUGUCAAUACAACUGCCAUCGAGGGCACUGUCUUUGUCCUGGCAGUGGGUAUUGUGCUGUCACCCCUGGUGUUUAUCCUGGUCUCCUAUGGCUACAUCAUAAGGGCUGUGUUACAUAUUCAGUCAGCAUCAGGGAGGCAAAAGGCCUUCAACACCUGUGGCUCUCAUCUCACAGUGGUCUCUCUGUUCUAUGGGAACAUCAUCUACAUGUACAUGCAGCCGGGAAACAACUCUUCUCAGAACCAGGGAAAAUUCCUCACCCUCCUCUACAAUAUUGUCACGCCACUUUUGAACCCCCUGAUCUACACCCUCAGAAACAGAGAGGUGAAGGGGGCACUAAGGAGGCUGCUGCUAGGUGACAGAGAAGUACAAAAGAAGUAA
Phyllostomus hastatus (greater spear-nosed bat) is the source of this 945-nucleotide messenger RNA. Its product is annotated as olfactory receptor 2W3. Gene Ontology annotation, biological process: G protein-coupled receptor signaling pathway. NCBI's taxonomy places the organism in Eukaryota, Metazoa, Chordata, Mammalia, Chiroptera, Phyllostomidae. The transcript has a single exon. Bases 1 to 945 code for a protein of 314 amino acids. Gene Ontology annotation, cellular component: membrane. Gene Ontology annotation, molecular function: G protein-coupled receptor activity; olfactory receptor activity. The record is from RefSeq and is a predicted model, not a curated record.